CUCGCAUUGGGGGGAACUGAUCAAGAAGCGUCUGAGAAUGACGUAGGGCGCCUGAUCGGCUUUGCUUCCCCAAGCUCGCCUGCCACGCAUGGCGGCACGAGCGAAGCGACGUUGGAGCUCGUUCGACAAAACGGCAGUCAGAUCAUCCAAUAAGAAGGGAGCGCGCACUCUGCGUCGCCGAAGAGAUCCCGUCCGAAAGGCCUUCGCGGGGUUCAGUAUGAUCGACAUUAGUUGAUCAAUUAGUCGCACUUUUCAGUCGUCGCCCGUUCCCUCUCUCAAAAUGUGGAGUAGAGCUUCAAACAACGUCGUGCGCAGACUCCUUGCAGACUGCGUCCAUGCUAUGUCCUCAGCUGGUUCAGUGUCGGUCGAUCAACGAGCAAGCGCGUGCCAGACGAACUUAGGAUCUCCAUGGGGUGGAACACUCGAGGCGCUCUUUGCCCUGGAUUGAGACCCUUCCUCCAAGCAUGGCAUCCAAUUCCAGUGCCUCGUCGAGCUCGUUCUCGUCAGCAGCCGAAGGGAUAACCGGGGGAUACACUGGCGACAGCCUCACGAUCAAAGUCAUGAUUGCAUUCUUCCUCGGUCUAUCGCUGUACAACGCUCUCGAGCUGCAGGUUCUCAUAUUCGGUACCUUCAAAAGGUUCAGGGGUCUGUACUUCUGGAGCCUACUCAUUUCCAGCAUCGGCAUUAUACCUUAUUCGAUAGGCUUCAUCUUCAAAUACUUUUCGAUCCUCACACAUCAAAAAUGGUUCUCCCUGCUGCUCCUGAGCAUCGGCUGGUAUCCCAUGAUUACAGGGCAAGCCGUUGUCCUGUAUUCGAGGCUCCACCUCUUGUUGACAGGCGACAGAAGAGACAAUAUUCUCAGGUGGACGAAGUGGAUGAUCAUCAUCAAUGCGAUUGUUCUGCAUAUCCCGACGACAGUCUUGACCAUCGGAUCAAACACCGACACGCAUACCCAGGCCUUUGUGGAUGGGUACAAUGUCAUGGAGAAGGUCCAGAUGUGUGGCUUCUUUCUCCAGGAAGUCAUUCUGUCCUCGAUCUAUAUCAUCGAAGCCAUCCGCAUCCUUCGCUCGUCGGUGCAACCGAAUACCAAGAGACUCAUGUACCAACUGUUGGCGAUCAACGUCUUGAUUAUCACCCUAGAUCUAGGCCUGCUGGGUCUGGAAUGCGCCUCGCUCUACAUCCUUGAAACAAUCACUAAGCCUGCCUUCUAUUCGAUCAAGCUGAAGCUCGAAUUUGCCAUUCUCGGAAAGCUGGUCGACUUUGUGGGGGGAAGAAACUCAUCGCUGCCAUUCGCACAAGACGAGAAGCGGAGCUCUUCUGCUCUGAAUGGAGGGGCCGAUAUAUCCGAAUUUGUCGAUCUAACAAAAGUCUGCACUGAUGUGACAAGAACUUCUCAGCGACGGCGACCCAAGACGGGAAGUAGGGCAGACGCUCAGGACCCAGACCUCGACUUGGAGAUUGCAAGACUGGAACACGUGGAAACACUUCCGUCCGAGGCAAGGAGACCCAAUGGAGAGUUUGCGUCCCCAAGGUGAUGGAAGAUCGAGCUCCAAAUUUUGCAUCAACACGCGUCUAUCAAGACUGCGAUGUGGUCGCGUAUCACCCAUGGACAGGCUGAAGCUCGCUAUUACGCUUCUCGAGCGAAGGCAGUGAUAUACGGGCGGGUAGAGAUGUGUGCUGCUUCAUCCGAGUUUACAAGCCCUCGAUGAGAAGCGGCACUCGUGUUUGAGGUGGUGGCUAGGCUAUGUCUGCCACCCGUGGCCGCCGCUCAAGUUCUUUACUCGGCCUGCCAUUGUUACUUGACUGCUCUACAUCUGGGCGCAGGGACUGGGCCGAGAUCAAGUGAGGAUCUACUGUUAAGACCCUAGAGGGCGGGGGCGCUCAUCAUGAAAAAGUGGUCAUCAGCUAGGCUCAAUUGCUGCAUGGCUUCCACAGCUAGGGUUGUGGGGUCUUUCAAGGGAACUGGGAGCAGCUACCGCGACGUGCAAUCUGAUUUCUCGUCCGGAUGCUCUUGUGCCAGAUACAGAACCGCGAGCAAGCCACGCUCAGGCCUUACUCGCCCUCCUUUUCAUGAGGUAGUCCCUCACGGAGGCUAUGCUUCCCCUUCGACUGGUCUCGCCACUUGAUGGCAUCAGACUGGCCAGACUUUGUCUCCGCUGGUUCAUACUUGCGACACUCUGGCGUCGCAUGUUCUCGUUAUUCGAUCGCGCUUCUUGAUCUUCCAAGUUGGUGUUCGUGCAUACGUUCGCAGCUCCACCUGUUUCGGACUCAGCACAUUUUUGGGACGGCCACAACCAACGUCCACCUGUGAUUUUCCGAGAAAAUGGGGAUGCGACACCUGUCACGUACCUCGUCCUGUGUGAUAUCCACCUUCCACAAGCACAAUCCCGGGCGCCUGCCUGUCCCAUAACAGCCGUACCAUCUCCUCAUCGGCCUCGGGUGUGUCUUUGCAUUUAUUUGCCGCGGACGCGUUUCCCCAUCCACCGAUUCCCGUAGAGAAACGUCUCCCUGCGGGGAAUCCUGCGGGAGCAGUGGCGGUCGACGGCGAUUGCGAGUCGGCGAUCCACGAGGGACGGCGGGUUGCUGUGGUUGUCGAGUGGACGAUGUUGCC
Messenger RNA from Cladophialophora immunda, 2611 nucleotides. RefSeq lists its product as uncharacterized. The record is from RefSeq and is a predicted model, not a curated record. Bases 465 to 1535 code for a protein of 356 amino acids. The transcript has a single exon. Lineage: Eukaryota; Fungi; Ascomycota; Eurotiomycetes; Chaetothyriales; Herpotrichiellaceae.